AUGGAACACACGCGAGAAUUCGAAUUGCUGAAUCUAACAGUACUCGAACACUUCUCGGAAAUGGACCUUGUUCACGUGCACUCUAAACAACAAAUAAACCUAAACUGCCUUCGUCAUAUAAGAUCGUUGGGCAAACUAUUAGUUGCCAAGUCUGAAAUACUAAAAAACCGUUCACAUCGUCUGUACUACGUGCUACCGCGGUUUGGUAUGGUAUUGCCACUAGACGACAGUAUAUCGUAUGAUGUGUUCUAUGAUUGGUUACUUUACAAAAGCGUGAAUAAUUUGUUUGCAGUSAUUGAAAACCUCACAACAACCGAUUUCAAAAAAGUGGUGACGAUGUAUGUGAGCCAAAUGCCUACAUUAGUAAAGGAACCAGCUAAUCGUGUUUUCAAACAAACGAUCGCCAAACCAUUUAGUCACCGGCCUAUAGAACCAGAACUYGAUUCAUUUGAUGUACAGCCUUCUCUCAAAGAAAGUCUUCUGCGCCAAAAUUUAAAAUUUGAUCAUGUAUUAAAACCAGUAUCUCGAUGUAUAAACAAAAAAAAAACUCGGCCUUUAAAUCAUCAAUUAUUCAGAACUCUAUUUGAAGACAACAUUAACGAGUCUGGUGAACUAUUAUUAUUUUGUGAAGUAAGAUGGCUUACAAGAGGAAAAGCAUUAGAAAGAAUUUGGAAUCUAACAGACGAAAUUAUUGAAUUUUUAGAAAAAAAUAAUGAAUUUCCUGAUAAAUGUGAACUACUGAGAGAUAAAAACUGGUUAAUUAACCUUGCAUUUUUAACUGAUAUUCUCGGACAUUUAAAUAUUCUUAAUAAAUGA
Diuraphis noxia (Russian wheat aphid) is the source of this 816-nucleotide messenger RNA. RefSeq lists its product as uncharacterized. Lineage: Eukaryota; Metazoa; Arthropoda; Insecta; Hemiptera; Aphididae. The record is from RefSeq and is a predicted model, not a curated record.